Messenger RNA from Argiope bruennichi, 1949 nucleotides. RefSeq lists its product as uncharacterized. The transcript has 8 exons. NCBI's taxonomy places the organism in Eukaryota, Metazoa, Arthropoda, Arachnida, Araneae, Araneidae. The coding region runs from base 99 to 1331 and encodes 410 amino acids. The record is from RefSeq and is a predicted model, not a curated record.
CCAUCUUUAAUGGCGUUAUGUGCAUUUGAUUUGUGGCAUCCGUUGCCGGCUUGUUUUUUUUUGUAGUGGAGUUCUACAUUGGAUUAUCUUCUAUUUUGAUGGCGAAUUGUGCUGCUACAAAACAGUUUGGAACUGUUGUGAUCUUUCUAUUGAUUCUGAUACAUUGGGGGUGGUGUAAAGAUGACAAUUGUGAUGUGAAUCAUUGCAAAUCUUUAUUUCCAACUAUUUUCAAAGAAUUUUUCAAGAAAGGUACACAGCGUUUGUGUAGAAGUUCUGAUGACACCAUAGAAUGCAUCAAUAAAUGUUUGCAAAUGUUUUUUCCUGACUUUGGUUUUGUUAAUUCUAAGACAUUUAUAACAAGUGAAGUAUGCAGUUAUGACAUUGCAUAUGAUCUGAAUCGACACUGGAAUUGCAUCAGUAGUCAUUUUCAUAGAUUAAUGACUUGUAUGUCGAUAUCUGGAAGUAUGGUGCCGACGAAAAAUUCAAGUCAAACUUUAAAGCAGCUCUCCUGCAAGAAAUUCCUAGAAGUCCUGGAUUGUCCGUACAAAAUUCUUCACGACUGUGACGAAGAUGCAAUUGAAAUAGUUAGCAAGUUGUUCUCAAACGUUUUUAAGGCUUCCAUGGAAUCGGCUUGUCACUUGAUACCUUUGAAUGCUGUUUAUGAUUUGCCUGUGACGUACUCUUUAAAUAACAGUUAUUUAAACACAGCCGCUUGUUUGGAUAAUUUACCAAGUGUCACUAGUAAUUGCUUCCCUCAACAUAUUCAAAACUUCGAUGUUAACGAGUUAUAUCAUUGCAGGAUUAACUGUGAAAAACUUGAUGGUGGCACCUGCUUACCUUCUUCACUCAUGAGUGAUUUUUAUAUCCCAGUGCUUUCAUUAGGCAAAUAUUCCUGUGCCAAAGAUUCAACAGUUGAAGAUACAGUGCAAAUGCAAGAGUCAUCUAAAUCUUCUCCUGUUACUUAUAAUUCAGACAUAUCAUCAAAAGUUAAUUCUGAAGCUAGUACAACAAUCCGAAGUGAUGAAAAUGAUUAUUACAUUCCUUCUGAUGAAGCCAAGAAUGAUGUAUUUUUAUCGGAUUACAACACAGUUGAAGCUUCUACAUUAAGCUAUCCGAUGAAAAUUAAAGAAAUGGGCCAUGUUAAAGUACAAAGUACUAUACAUUCACCAGGCAUGAAUAUCUCAAUGACUUCUAAGAAACAUCCAGAAAAUGAUAGCAUUUUAUCUGAUAAUGCAGCAGCUAGUUCAAUAGAAAGUAAUGGUGCAUACAAACUUGAGUAUUAUUUUGUAUGCUUGACCAUAAAUUUUAUUACCAUCUUAAUUAUUAUCUAAUAUAUAUUGUCACUUAUAGGUAAAAUGUUGUAGAUUAAAAAUUAAAUGUGGGUGAAAUCUACUAUUUUGUAAUUCUUUAUCGCCAAAGAAAUACUAUAUCGCCAAUUUCGUUUGCUAAUUGGGGACUGGGCACUUUUUGUACUAUGAAUGACGAUAUAGAUGCUUCUGAAGUAGAGUUUUUUUAUUGUCUUUACAGCAACUCAAUUCACUAUGGUGAUUAGUGAAUUUAAACCAUGUUUUAUUCACUUCAUUGCAUUCUAUUCUGUUAGUGUACUUGAUGAGCUGAAUAUGUAUUACAGAAUUUUCAGUCACAUUGUUACGAGUUUGUUGUUUAGAAUUUAAACGCAAAGGCAGCUCACGCUGACUUUGAAUAGUCCUACUUACCAGUAUUAGAUAUGUUUUAGUAUUUUUAUUUUCUUCUUUUGCAAAGGCUUAUAUACCAAAGUUCCUUUAUUAUUGUCUUUGUUGAUAGAGUAUUAGUCGUAUAUUUCAAAGAGCAAUUAUGUAUUUUAGUUUAUAUUUAAUUGAUAAUAAGUUUUAUUAUAACAAUAAAAAUCCCAUUGUUAUUUGUUAUAAUUUGUCAUUUCAUUUUUUAAAAAAAAUCUGUUAAAUAUUGUU